Symbiodinium sp. CCMP2592 is the source of this 399-nucleotide messenger RNA. The record is from the annotation of a GenBank genome assembly. NCBI's taxonomy places the organism in Eukaryota, Dinophyceae, Suessiales, Symbiodiniaceae.
AUGGAUCAAGAGCUCGCGGGUGGAUGGAGCCGAACGUUGCUGGCUGAUGGCCAGUGGUACUACUGCAAUGAGAGGGGGCUCACGAUGACCUUCAAGCGGCCGAUCUACUUUCAUCAAGUUGAUCCCAUCCUUCCUGACGGGCACGAUGCACUGGCUGAGGACGGGUGGCAGCUGUGGUCGCUGUACCUGUCAGACCCACAGACGUUCGUGUGGUACAACCGCCGCUUGCAAAGAGUCGCGCUGUUCGAUGUCUUCAGAGAAGAGUUUGAGACACGGGCAGCUGCGGUCCGCUCAGAGCGCCGUCGGCAAAGAGAGCUCCAAGAUGCUGCCGAGAGGGCACAGGCUGUCGAGGCUGCCGAGAAGGCCAAGGCACGGGCCAAAAAGAAGCAACGGCGGUGA